Molecule: messenger RNA, 2456 nt
Organism: Chrysemys picta bellii (western painted turtle)
Lineage: Eukaryota; Metazoa; Chordata; Testudines; Emydidae
Gene: SNRNP35
Product: small nuclear ribonucleoprotein U11/U12 subunit 35
Biological process (GO): mRNA splicing, via spliceosome
Cellular component (GO): U12-type spliceosomal complex; precatalytic spliceosome
Molecular function (GO): mRNA binding; snRNA binding
Source: RefSeq, a predicted model, not a curated record
UGCAUCUGCAGGCCGCUUCCCUUCCCCAGGGGCCGGGGUGAGGAAGGCAAACGCAUCUGCCUUUCUGGAGCGCCACUUUCCGCGGGCUUGGCCCGGCCGGGGCGCAGCGCGCGCGCUGCCCUCGCACAAUUCCCGGCCCCGGCCGCGGAGCUGCGCUUUGCACAAGUCGCCCCUCCCCGCGCGGGAUUUUGCUAAGUGGAGACGUCUGUGGUUUGCGCGCACGAAUCGGCCCCUGCCGACGGGAAGCCGGCCGCGGGCCUGCAGCCGGUGGGCGGAGAGAAGCGCGCCCGGGCCCCGGGCCGCGGCGGAGGAGAGGCGGUGAGCGUGCGGGGACGGGCUGGGAACCCCGCUGUGCGCGGGCGGGCAGAUGGCGGUGGUGCUCACAGUCCCCAGGCCCGGUGUGAAUGGGCCCGGCCCCUGCACCGGACGCCUGCAAAAAUGAACGAGUGGGCGCCCAUAGCGAAAGAGUAUGACCCCCUCAAAGCAGGGAGCAUUGAUGGCACAGAUGAAGAGCCCCAUGACCGUGCCAUUUGGAGGGCCAUGUUGGCACGGUACAUACCUAAUAAGGGGGUUACAGGAGAUCCCCACCUCACUCUGUUUGUAGCAAGACUGAAUCUACAAACCACAGAGGAGAAGCUGAAGGAAGCCUUUUCCAGGUAUGGAGACAUUAGGAAGAUUCGUCUGGUUAGAGACUUGGUCACAGGUUUUUCCAAGGGCUAUGCGUUUAUAGAGUACAAAGAGGAACGUUCGCUCUUGAAAGCCCAUAGAGAUGCCAACAGGCUGGUUAUUGACCAGCAUGAGAUAUUUGUGGACUUCGAGCUGGAAAGGACCCUCAAAGGAUGGAUCCCUCGGAGACUUGGAGGUGGUUUUGGAGGCAAGAAGGAAUCCGGGCAGCUGCGGUUUGGAGGGCGGGACAGGCCUUUCCGAAAGCCCAUCAAUUUGCCAACUAUGAAAAGUGACUUCUAUGGAGAGGGGUCAGUGGAGAAAAGAGAGAGGAGCUGGUCUCGUGAGGGAGCGAGGGACUGGAGAGCAAGGGACCGAGACCCUGAAAGGAACCGAGACAAGAGAUGGCUGGAAAGGGAGCGAUCGUGGGCUUGGGGUGAAAGCAACCGGGAAAGAGAGCGGGAUUCCAAAGAGGAAAGGAGCAGAGGAAGAGAGAGGAAGGACAGAGAGAGAAAAGACAGGGAAAGAGACCGGAGCAGGGAGAGAGACCCUAAGAAGCAGAGAGAUGAUGACAAACAUCGGUAGAAGAAAGUUCCGUUAAGCUGAACACCCAUGAACUGUGGGGAAGUUUACAGCCAGACCCCUCCAAAACCUUCUGAUUCAAACAACCCUGAACUGAGGUCAGGUUCUAAUCCAGGCAUGGGCCCGCCUCUGGUUUAAGAAAGCUCUGAGCACAGAUUCAACCUGUGGCUUUGCUGCGUGCUUCCAGCCUGCAAGGAGUCCUGCUAAUCACCUGGAACUAGAUCCUCAGCGGGUGUAAAAUUGGAUAGAGCCACUGUCUUCACCAAAGCUGGGCCAGCCAAGCAGCUGGCCCAUUGUCUCUGGUUUAUUGUCCUUCAGGUAAUUUCUAUGGUGGUUUUGCCAGAAAGAGGGGACAAUGACUCCUGCAGUAACCUGUACCUGUGUUGAGUUGUGGCUCUCUUAUUUACAGAGCUUUUGUUCUCUGUCUCAUGUAUUAUGUGGUAUCUGCCUUUUCUUUGGUUUGAUUCCCCACCCCCACCUUGUUAAAUUUAAAAUGUAAAUUGUUCUUUGUGUGCAAGCAAAUCUUCCUGUAGGUGUAUUCUAAGUAUGCAGUGACUGUCUCCUUUCUUUCUGGAGGUCAGGACUGUAGCAGGAUUCCUUAACAUGGUUCAAACCAUUCUAUACAGGCAAGGCCAACAUCUCUUAUAAACAGGACAGAGCCUCAGUUCUGUUAUGACAUGAUUCCCCCUUACUCAGUAGUUUACCUCUAUAGAUGGGCCCUUAUCCUGCGUUAGAUUCAGCAUAGCCCUCCCCCACUCACUCAGCUUGGAGCUGAGUGAGCUGCAGCUGGCAUUGGUAUUAUAGUCCCAGCCUUCCAGAUAUUGACAGGAGUCCUGCAGGAAAAAGAGGAGAGCCAGAACUGGGCAUUCACAGCAAAAGUGUUGGAAGGCAGAUCUUAAGACACAGCCAAUUAUUUUAUUUGUUGCUCUUCAGAGGUUUUCUUUAAGCAAAGUCUCAUUAAUGUGUUUUAUAGAGCGGAGUGGAGGGGUAGCAGGAUCUGGGAAAUAACAAAAGUAUUGGAAAGCACACAGUAUUGCAUUUACUGCAUCUGAUGGUAUCGGGCUCUAUGUAGUUCCAUUUCUAAGAACGUUAAGGAACCAGUAAUUACUGUUUGCUAUGGGUUCUCUAUUAUACUUUGCUGCGGGGAGACCCAAUGGAAUGUACAAGUUGUAUGUACCUAUGAAAAUAAAAAGGAAAUGUUUUUAAAAAAA